Molecule: messenger RNA, 1189 nt
Organism: Triticum urartu
Lineage: Eukaryota; Viridiplantae; Streptophyta; Magnoliopsida; Poales; Poaceae
Source: RefSeq, a predicted model, not a curated record
AUGUCCGCCUCCAUUGGCACGGAUGAUGCCUCGGCGGAAUCAGUCGGGCUCCCCGGAUUGGCUUUGGAUCCUUGCAAGGCGGAGAACCUUGCCUGGAAGGAGCGCCGUCAGAGGCAGCACGAGCAUGAGGCUGCGGAGAAGAUAGCGGCGGCGAAGGCAGCUGCAGACGCGAUGUUGGUGGCGGCGAAGCUUGUUUCAGGGGUAUGUUAUCUACCACAUCCGGAUAAGGAAGAAACUGGUGGUGAGGAUGCACAUUUUAUUUGGGAUGAACAGGCUAUAGGCAUAGCUGAUGGCGUUGGUGGUUGGGCAAGCUACGGUAUUGAUGCAGGUCAAUAUGCUAGAGAUAUUAUGUCUAAUGCAGUAACCGCAAUAGAAGAAGAGCCAAAAGAUUCAAUUGAUCUUACAAGGGUACUAGAGAAGGCCCAUAGUAGCACAACAGUGCCGGGUUCAUCGACCGCAUGUAUCAUUGCUUUAACAAAUCAGGGAAUACAAGCAAUUAAUCUUGGUGACAGUGGCUUUAUAGUCAUCCGAGAUGGCUGCACAUUGUGUAGGUCACCUGUACAACAACAUGAUUUCAAUUUCUCCUACCAACUUCAGAGUGGCAACUCGAGUGACUUGCCUAAUGCUGCACAGGUCUUCAAGGUACCCGUCGCGUCUGGUGAUGUAAUUGUCGCUGGAACAGAUGGGUUGUUCGAUAACUUGUACAACAACGAUAUAACAGCUGUAGUGGUCCACGCAACCAGAGCUGGCCUGGAUCCUCAAGUAACAGCCCAGAAGAUAGCGGCACUCGCACGCCAGCGGGCACAGGACAAGAACAGGCCGACGCCGUUUUCGACCGCGGCCCAAGACGCUGGGUACCGGUACUACGGCGGGAAGCUGGACGACAUCACCGUCGUGGUCUCGUACGUAACUGCCUUUGGCAACUCGUAGCAGUGGGUUAGAAGAAGACUGCUGAAUAUCUAGACCGAGGCGUGUGCCUCCCCUUUUUGUCCUGUAAAUACCCACUACAGCCUUAUGAGGCUCUGCUUUUUUUUUCUACCAGACUUGUAAAGAAGCUGGAUGAUUUGUAAGUAUCUCCUCUGGAUGAGUACAGUAGCUGUAGAGAACCGUGGACAGUUUUUAAUUAUGUACUGAAAGAAGCACAGAACGGAUUCAAACACGGCAAAUUCAAAGCAUUUUGCUUUGGUCA